AUGCGGCCCACUGCGUCCAGAGCGCCACCGCGCCGGGCCACGCCGCGCCCGAUGUCCGAGUCUUCGGACGAAUCUCCCCCAACAUCGCCACCACGGCGCGCCGCGCCACCAACGCCUCCACGACCCUCGCGCCGCUCGAUCUCCCCGUUCUACGUGGACAGCACUGGUCGCAGGAUCCCAUGUUCCGAAGCUCCGCCGGCCCGACUGGACUUUCUUAACCCGGGCUACACGGGACCCUAUCGAGGCUCGCAAAACCCGGAUGCGCCGGGUCAUUCUCGAUGGUACCCCAACCCGGGCACGCCAGGUCACUACCAGGGGACCCACAACCCGGCCGCUUCAGUGCCACCGGCACGAGAACGUUACAGUCCGUGCAGCCCUCGCCAGCAGGGCCCUGAGCCAGACGAGGACGACGAGGAGGGAGGCUCUCUAACCUCCAGUCCGCCUGCCUCUCCGCGCGACAGUGAUGCCACACCUCCGUACUCCGGGUACCACGGGGAAGGAGCCAGCGAGCAGGACGACGAUGACGCUCAAACUAUCAGCAGCGACAGCGAGCCCGACGGUGAUGCCCCCUCGGCGGCACACUUCAUCUGGGAGGGAGAGGACCGAUGCGGCUACUGGCGGGGAUCGUGGAUCCAGCUGAUCCAUACCCACUAUACCUCAAUCCUCAUCGAGGCCCCCUUCCGGCCGACUCCCGACCCGAUCGUCACCUUUCCCCCGUCACCGGAGAGGCUAUGUGUAAUGGCCCCGGACGAGGACUGGGAAAUGGACAUGGGGAACACCCCCGAAGUCCGUCCGCCGUCGCCAGCACUGGGAGAGGAUGCGGCCCUACCCAUCUUCCCCGGCGACCGGGCAGAUGCUAACGCCCCACUGGCGUCCACGAGCCAACACGCGCCCCACAUCACCGACGAGACGUACGACAACGCCCCACUAGCAUCCACGAGCCAAGGCUCGAUUCACACCGCCGACGAUCCAGACGAGCAUGGCUACCAGCCCACCGGAAAGGCUAUGCAGUGGGAAUCCGAGUCUAGCGACAGCGAGACGGAGACUGGACAAAGGUUCCGACGCAAAGAGGUGCGACCCCGGCCGCCGCCGGACGUUGGUGCACCAAGCCACCAACCCUCGGCCCACCGCCGUGUGAUGUCGACCGAGAGGAACACGCCGCCCAAUGCUGCCGAGACCAUCCGCCGGGCAUCGACCCACAGCCGCGCCACGAUCGACGGUGAGGUCACUCCACCGACAACCCCACGUGUCGACCCCGGAGAUCGCGGAUUCGACCUCUCUCCAGGCACGCUGGACGUGCUGAUGGAGGAGCUCGAGCCGGCAGUAGAAGGUCUACUUCAGGAGCUAAUCCCAGACUGGGACCUGAAUGCACCCUCGACAGCGCCAGCCCAAGCCACCGCCGCCGACGAGGUCCCACCUCCAGCGCCACGCUUCCCUCGCCAAGUCCCUGCGGGAGACUAUUUCACGACCGACGAUCCGAUGCCCGCGCGAGUCGCCAUUCCAGCCGCUUGGUGGACCAACACCCCCGACCGACGGGUCCCACUGACGGUUUGGCAGGAGAUUGAGCGCCGAAGCUACGCCGCCCGUUACAGCCGCCAACGCUUCCGCGUCCGCACCCAGGAGGACCCCUACCAGGUCACGAUGAAAACUUCAGGAGAGGUCCAAAUUCGUUUCGGUUCGGCGUAG
Drosophila kikkawai is the source of this 1686-nucleotide messenger RNA. RefSeq names its product mucin-1-like. The record is from RefSeq and is a predicted model, not a curated record. Lineage: Eukaryota; Metazoa; Arthropoda; Insecta; Diptera; Drosophilidae.